Messenger RNA from Gossypium raimondii (Peruvian cotton), 621 nucleotides. Its product is annotated as nuclear transport factor 2B. Lineage: Eukaryota; Viridiplantae; Streptophyta; Magnoliopsida; Malvales; Malvaceae. The transcript is spliced from 2 exons. The record is from RefSeq and is a predicted model, not a curated record. The coding region runs from base 161 to 535 and encodes 124 amino acids. Gene Ontology annotation, biological process: nucleocytoplasmic transport. Gene Ontology annotation, cellular component: nuclear pore central transport channel.
UAUCAAUGCAGCAGCGUCGAUUCCCCCAUCUUCCAAAUUACCCUUUAGCUUUGCUUUACCUACAAGCUAUGUUCUUUUAUGGCAGAUUCAUUUUCCUUAUAUUUUCAAUAUGCCAUGGUGAGGAACCCUUCUUGCUUGCGUAUUGAGUGAUAUAGGUAAUAUGGAAGAACAGAUCGAUUCCGUGGGGAAAGCUUUCGUCGAUCAUUACUACCAUCUUUUCGAUAACGAUCGGCCGGCGAUGUCUUCCCUCUACCAGCCGACUUCCAUGUUGACGUUCGAGGGACAGAAAUUACAAGGGGUUGAGGACAUCAUUACUAAGCUUACGCAGUUGCCGUUGGAUCAAUGCCGACAUGUGAUCAGCACCGUCGAUUCGCAACCGGCUUCGGUUACCGGUGGCAUUGUUGUUUUCGUCAGUGGUAGUCUACAAUUGCCCGGCGAAAACCAUCCUCUACAGUUCAGCCAGAUGUUUCAUUUAAGCCCCACUCCUCAAGGGAACUUCUUCGUGCUGAAUGAUAUAUUCCGCCUUAAUUAUUAAUGUUGAUAUUACAUAUGGAUCAAUGUAAACUUAUGUUUGUUUUUAUUUCUUGAAUAAAAUAAAAGCUGAAGUUGCCUUGCCUUGCA